GGCGCGGCGUCCGGGUGGCGCUCGCCACUCGGGCGGUGGCGCGGGCGCCCGGGACCGGCACUCAGGGCACCCGGAGGGGCGGUCCCGGAGCUAGGCAGCCGGCUGGGCUGGGGCUGGGGCAGCGACCACGCGUGGUGCCUUGGACUCGUGCGGCGGCUGCGGGGCGCGCGGCCCUUCGCCAUGUACACCUUCGUGGUGCGCGACGAGAAUAGCAGCGUCUAUGCCGAGGUCUCCCGGCUGCUGCUGGCCACCGGCCACUGGAAGAGGCUGCGGCGGGACAACCCCAGGUUCAACUUGAUGCUGGGCGAGAGGAACCGGCUGCCCUUCGGGAGACUGGGUCACGAGCCUGGGCUGGCACAGCUGGUGAAUUACUACAGGGGGGCGGACAAACUCUGCCGGAAAGCUUCCUUAGUGAAGCUAGUCAAGACCAGUCCAGAACUGUCUGAGUCCUGCACAUGGUUCCCCGAGUCCUAUGUGAUUUAUCCAACUAACCUCAAGACGCCGGUCGCUCCAGCGCAGAAUGGCAUCCAGCUUCCGGUCAGUAACUCCAGGACGGAUGAGAGAGAAUUCUUCCUGGCUUCUUAUAACAAAAAGAAAGAGGAUGGGGAGGGCAACGUUUGGAUUGCAAAGUCGUCCGCUGGUGCCAAAGGUGAAGGCAUCCUCAUCUCCUCAGAGGCGUCGGAGCUUCUGGAUUUCAUAGACAACCAGGGUCAAGUGCACGUGAUCCAGAAAUACCUCGAGCACCCUCUGCUCCUUGAGCCCGGCCACCGCAAGUUUGACAUUCGAAGCUGGGUCCUGGUUGACCACCAGUAUAACAUCUACCUCUAUAGAGAGGGUGUGCUCCGAACAGCUUCAGAACCAUACCAUGUUGAUAAUCUCCAAGAUAAGACCUCCCAUUUGACCAAUCACUGCAUUCAGAAAGAGUACUCAAAGAACUAUGGGAAAUACGAAGAAGGGAAUGAAAUGUUCUUCGAGGAGUUCAAUCAGUACCUAAGCAGCGCUCUGAACAUUACCUUAGAAAGCAGCAUUCUGCUGCAGAUCAAACACAUCAUAAGGUAA
Molecule: messenger RNA, 1059 nt
Organism: Onychomys torridus (southern grasshopper mouse)
Lineage: Eukaryota; Metazoa; Chordata; Mammalia; Rodentia; Cricetidae
Gene: Ttl
Product: tubulin tyrosine ligase
Exons: 5
Coding region: 181-1059 (292 amino acids)
Biological process (GO): protein modification process
Source: RefSeq, a predicted model, not a curated record